AUGAACAAUCAUAAGACUUAUAUGAGGUAUUAUCUUUAACAAAAAAUAUUGAUUAAUAAUUUCUUAAUGGAGUUCUAGAAUUAUUGAGAAAUUAGAAAAACAUAAAUAGUAUAUAAUUUCUUUAAAAACACUAGGAAGACUAGAAUAACAAUUAAUUCUAUAUGGAAGAGAAAGCUGAUUCAAAGGCGACUUUUAGUUGAUAAUUAAAAUUCUAAAAAUCUUAGUGAAAUCGACUAUCAUAAGAAGAAUUAUUCGGCUGAGAUAUUCGAACAAUAACAUAAGGAUUUAAUUUAAUAAAUUGCUUAUGAUAGGGUUAUUAUUGAAUUUUUAAAAUUUCUUGUACUUUUGACAUCCAUUGAUGAGAGAUUUUUCUAAUGUGGAUCCGACUCAAUUAACUUAUUAGUCAAAAUGAAGGUGAAUUUGAGGGAAUAAACCUUAGAGAAUAUUAGGAUUAGAGAUACUAAUUUGAUUGGUGGAAAUUUCGCAAAGUGCAACUUAAAUGGGUAGGAAUUUCAUAAUGUUGAUAUUAGUGGAAUAAACUUGAAUUAAGCUUAAUUGUUUAAUAGUAUAUAAAUUAGAUGGCCAUAGUUAAAAUAAUAUUCUUCCCUAAAGUGGUAUUUGUUUUUCACUAUUCUUAGCCCCUAUUAUAUUAUCAUUCUAAAAAUGUCCUACAAUCCCAACUUAGAUGCUUAAGGAGCUUUAAUCUUGAAACGAGAGUUUGUUGAUCAGAAAGGAUAUGAUUUACUAUCAUUAUUUAAAUCUAAAAAGGUAGUUUUAUUUUAGAGAAUGGUUUAAAAUAAUCUAAUUUCGAAAAAAGUGUUUAAGCUUUAAAAUUUUAUGGAUGAAAAUAACUACUUUGCACAAUUUAAUAUGCCAAUUAUUUACCAAAUAUUAUUUCUAUCAAUAAUAAUAGUAUUGAUUAUAUAUAUUCAAAUUAUUAGAGAGAGAUUUUUGUUAAUUUGA
Molecule: messenger RNA, 963 nt
Organism: Paramecium octaurelia
Lineage: Eukaryota; Ciliophora; Oligohymenophorea; Peniculida; Parameciidae
Source: the annotation of a GenBank genome assembly